Messenger RNA from Setaria italica (foxtail millet), 2461 nucleotides. RefSeq lists its product as uncharacterized. The transcript is spliced from 3 exons. Lineage: Eukaryota; Viridiplantae; Streptophyta; Magnoliopsida; Poales; Poaceae. The coding region runs from base 1055 to 2137 and encodes 360 amino acids. The record is from RefSeq and is a predicted model, not a curated record.
GCACUUACUAGCUGUUCGUCUCUACUAGUCCAAGCGACCAGCAAGCCUAGUCAAAAGUCAACAGUCAUGCACGAUCCAUUUCUUGACGUUUCUCGUGACUCGUCAGGGAUACGGAUGUAGCAUCUGUGUCCAUGCACCCACGUACACCGUACCCUACUCACCACAUCACAUGUACAUAACCAAACUUACAAUUAUAUUACACCCAAACUCUACAGGAGCUACUUAUUAUAGCAAGGAUGCCUCACACUUAGCCCACUUUGUAAUUUGCUUUCUUGAUUAACUUUAACUUCCCUUUCCCUCCAUUUGUGCCGCUUGUCUCUAUUAGGGUUGGGUGUUGUGGACACUGUGUUCACAACAAAAUAGGGCAGCAAAUUCUCUAUGGCCAACAUUACCGUGACCUUCUUAAUUGAUUGUUACUUGUCUAGUUGUCUAGUUACUUCUUACCAUACUUCUUCUUAUAUUUUAUUAUAUCUUGUUAUAUUUAAUUGUCUGUCAUUUGGUUCACGGCUAUAUUUCUACGUGGUGGACUAGUUUAACUUCUAAAUAAUUGUUUGGUUUCUAGCGGAUAUCAUAGCGGCUGAUCAUUGCGAGUCAUUUUAUACAGGCACAGAUAUAAAACUUAAGUUCUUCCCUGUAGAAAAAAAUAGUUGUUUUAUUUGAUCUUAGCACCAAAAGUUAGGUAAAGUGAUGCUGGAGGAGUGUCACGAACGACCAGGGCCUUGUUCGCCUAACUAUACCAAAAUAUCGCCAACCAGGCACCGUUUUGCGGUGGGGGUCUUCCUGUGGGCCCCACCUGUCAUGCUAUUCCUCCCCGAGGAUCCUCCCCCAAAUUCCCCAAUUCACAGGCUGCCUCGCAGCAGCUGCAGGCCACAUCGCGCGCCCGCCUCGCCGCCGUUCCCGCCGGCAGCCGCACCGUACCGCCUCCAGACUCCUCUCCUCCAUAGCCCAGCUCGGCGCCUCUCAGGGGCCCGAGCAACCAACCUACUCCUCCCUCCUGCACGCGCCGUGGGGGCCUGCCAUUUCUUGGAUCUUUGGGCGGCCGGCGCCGGGCACGAUGUCUGGAGGCCAAGAAGACCCCGAAGGCUCAGAUCACAACAUGGACCUGGGAGAAGGCAAUACCACCACACGGAUCAAAAGGGCAAAAGCCACAAAUUGGCCUAGGGUCAUGUCAAAGUUUUUGCUUGAUUGGUACCUUGAGAAAAAGAGAGGAAUGCCACCCAAAACCAAGUUCAAGAAGAUGCACCAUGUUUGGUGCACAUCUGCAGUAAAUGCUAAAUUCAGAACAAGUUACUCUGUCGAUCAGGUCCAUCGCCAUUUUAGGCGUUUCAAGGAGAUCUGGAUCGUUGUGACUCGGUAUGCCAAUGAGACUGGGAGCAGAUUCAACAAUAAACACAAAAUGCUUAUACUUCCUGCUGCCAUUAUGGCUAGUUUACCUAUAGCAGAGCGUGCUAUUCUCGCCAAGCCCAUUCCAUUCUUCGACCAUCUGCUACAACUCUUUAAUGAUGGCGAGCUGGAUGCUGCCUGCAUGAGAGACCCUAUUAUGGAUGAUGAUUCUCAUGAGGAAUUGGAAACCCAGAUUGCAAUGAAUAUUAUUGCCCAGGGUGCAGACACAAGGGAUCAAGAUGGGGCGAACUUAGAUAUUAUUGAGUUGGAAGGUGAAGAUAACCAUCAUGAGGUGGCAGCAAGUAGCGGUGGGGUCCCUUGUGAAGUCAUGUCUGACACUAGUGCACCAUCUGUGCAGCCAUCUGGUUCCUUUGCUGAGAGCACAAUGGCUGCUCUCAAGCCUAGCGCAAAGAAGAUGAAAAUCAUCAGCAAAACAAAACCAAAUCCAAAGCUGCAGGCUCUAGUUCCACGUGAUGGCAGGAACAUGGACGCAUUGAACAGUACAUUAGUGGGAAUCCGUGACAGUGCUCCAAAACUGGUUCGGACACAACCGACAACAUCAGACCCAAAUGCCCCUUUAUGGGACAUGCUAAAAGAAAUUCCACUGUCUCAUCCUGAUAGGCUCUCUGUUGGAAUGUACCUUUGUAAGCCAGAGUCUGAAGUGCAUCGAAGCUUUUUCAUGAGCAUGGGUAAGGAGUACCUUGAAUCAUGGGCCCGUAAGUUCUUGGCUGGAGAGGAAUCUGGGGCCUUAUAGUUUCAUAACUGAAUACUGAUUGAGCUUCUUCACUACAGCUGCAUCAUAGUUAGCUCAUAGACUAUGCUGCUGAAUCGUCGUUUAUAGGGUCGUGUUGUUAAUGCCGAUUUAUGUUCUACAAUAUGCACAUCUUGCGCUUCGUCAGUUGGUAAAUAUCAGUUCGGUAGCUGUCAUGUAAAUUGUUAUGCGGACAAGUUAGUUCGCCUCUCAGUUUGUAAGCCUCUCAGGUUAUUUUUAGCUCUGAUUCCUCAGGUUGUAUAUGGUAACUGAAUUGGUCUAAUUUAGUCCUGUUAAUUCUUGGGAUAUAUAUCGUCUCUUCGUUGA